AUCUGAUACACGCCGUGGGACCAACUGGGUGCAAAAUAACAGCGGCACUCGCUAAGGGAAAGUCUUUCUUCUGAGAAGAACGAACGCCUUUUUAAAAACAAAAUACACAAGCAGUCAGUACUUUACUCUUCCCCUCCCUGCUGUAUUUACAGAUGUGUUCUACCUCACUUGAACGGCCCGUGUAGUUUCUUUUGAAAAUUUUGUUUUUCAUCUCGUUUUGUUUACAAACUGACUGCAAAAAUACUUGACACACACAGGAAGAGAGAGAGAGAGAGAGAGAGAGAGAGAGAAGGCAGGUCGUCUUUGCAUGUAAACCCAAGUGAACGACCAUAUGACAGCACUUUGCAUUGUGGUCUCUGUUCAGCUGAACAUUGCCUGAGCGAUCAUUGGGCACUGUUUGCUCACCAGCCUCUUCUCUUCCCCCUAAGAGAUUGGUUGUCUGCCUGUGCAUUUAAAUUGCUGGCCAGCUUCACAGCCAGACCACCAUGUUCCACCGACUCACCAGCCUUUUCUAUGGGGAAACAGAAGAAGUCUGCACCCAGGGUCCUGAUCCCAGCUUGACUGAAAAGGAGGAUGAUGGCUGGCUCAUUGUUGACUUUCCAGAUGAUUGCACUCCCCCCUCAAGUGAAGAAGUGGAAGUGAAGGCAAAUGUUGCCAGGCCUAGCUCUUGCCUUUCUGAUGCAUCCCCUCCAUCAGCCUCCUCUUCUCUUGAGAGUCUCUGUCGCUGUGGAAGUGGCUCCAGUCCUCCACAGACUUUACCCUGCACUUUGGAAGAGAGUUGGUUUGUCACCCCUCCCCCCUGUUUUACUGCAGAAGGCCAGGAUGAUAUCCAAGUGGAGAGCAGCCCUCUGGAGAACCUUCUCAUUGAGCACCCAAGCAUGUCCGUCUACGCUGCCAGCAACACCCAUAUCACUUUGGAGGAAGAUACCAGCGAGGAAAUCAAUGAUGGAAACACCCCUCAGCACAGGGUGGAAAGAUGGGCUGCUCCCGCUGCUGCAGCAGUUGCAGGUCGAGCUGGCGGUAUCCUGGAGAAGGCGAGUCAGGUCCGUCGGAUCCAGCGAGCCAAGCAGCGGGCGGAGAGACGCCAGCUGAGCCGUAACCGCAUUCAGAGACAGAACCUGGCCAAGGAGUGCCGUUUCCAACGGACCAAGCACCGUGGCAGCUUUGUCUACCAACCAUGUCGCCGUCAGUACAACUACUAAACCAUGCAGGACAGCAGAAAGUGAAACCAACGUCAACAGCAGAGGAAGGAGGGGUCAGAUAGCCAACAUUUAGCAGUGGGUUUGGACGCGCUGUGCAACUCGCCGCACAGGUUUUGAACUUAAGCUGGCUUUUAAGCGUAGCUUUUCAAAAUAAAAGUCGUUCCGUUCUGCGACUGGGACACAUCAUCUGGGACCUUUUUAAUCUUUUUUCCCCUCCUUUCCUGUGUCUUCAUUUUAAGUCAAUUUGUUUAGGAUUGUUUUAGAUGCAUUGGGUCCUUUCCAUUUAAGCCUCGGUUAUACUUAUUUGUUGGGUCAUUGCAGUGCAGUGCUUGUUUUUAGUAAUUGAAUGGUAUGGUGGGGGAAUGUGCAAACCAAAGGAAGCGAUGAAGCUGUUGGCAUGUUAGCCUGUUAACUCUUUGCAUCAGUUCAUUUUAUGAGGAUGUAAUUGCAUUUGCCUGGCUUGGACAGUUGGACAGGUCUGGGUCUUAAGAAUAUUUGUCAAAACCACAGAAUUUUCAGUCCCAUUCAACAUCCCACCUGAAGAAUCCAUUGGUAUUAAAUAGAUUUAUUUUUCUAAUCCACUGGUUCAGAGAUGUUAAUACACAUUGCUGCAACAGAUGGGACUUGUUCCUGGGUCUCCUGGCUCAGAGGUAAGGACACUACCACGGUGCUACGAGGGCCCUCAAGGUUAAACAGAUGCUGUAAUCCUUGCCUGGCAAAUUACACCAGUGUUGAAAGAACUGUUUGUUUGAGAGAUCAUCUAACCGGGUAGUAUCCGCUUUCUUGCCAGAUCAGGAAAUUAUUUUUUUGAAAGUGGUGGGCGUGUGAAAUGCGCUGCCAGCAGUGGUAGUGGAGUCAGAUACUUUAGAGUUGCUUAAAAGUCUCUUGGAUAGGCGCACACAGGAUAGUAAAAUGUAGGGUAUGCACGGUAGUUUGAUCUUAGGAUAAUAGGUCGGCACAACAUCGUGGACCGAAGGGCCUGUACUGUACUGUGCUGUGCUGUACUGUUCUACGUUCUUAAAUACCUGCUGAAUUCCUGGUCCUUCAGGCUGUAAUGAUGACAGUACAGUUAAGUUUACUUUUGAUCCACUGUUUACUAUUGGCACUGGCAUUUGGUGCCAAGUACUCUAAUCUUGUUUACACUGGUCACCAUGGUUGUGUUGGCCUCCUUUUGCACAUUUCACUGACCAGGGAUGUCUUGGCCUUGUUGACAAAUCUGGCUUGGGUCAUAGUUAGGGGUUUGGCUGAAGCGAUGACCCUGGGGUCAAGGUGACCUUGGGGUAAGGCUCUGACUUUGUUUCAGACAUGUAGCAUUUUCAUCAGAAGGGUUUUAAUUUGAUGGAGGUUAGUCUGGAUUAGGUGAAUUUGCCAGAUUUUUGGGAAGGGGGAGGGGGAAGAGAGAUGCAGCAAGUGCCAAUAUAAUUUGUGAAACUGCAUUUGAUGCUUCCUUUUCAGCCUUCCUGCUUAAUCUAAAUGGUUGCAGACUUUUGUCAAAGUUGUGAUCAAAAUUAAGUGGCAGAGGGGACAGAGAUUUAGUAAUUCUUAAAAUCAGUUCCUUUUUAAUCAACAGCUAGAAUAGUUUAUUUCUUCUGCAUAAAUCUGGGAGGCAUUUACAUACUUAUCCUGUUUUAAAAUGCAGCGAAAUCACCUACUAAAAGUGAUCAUUUAAUGAAGAAAAAAUGCUAAGAGAUCUUGAUCCUUUUUUCAAAUAUCCCAAGCUAACUAAUUUCAUGUGUCAGUGUAGUACAGUGAUAUUUUGUUGCUGAACUAGCAGUGAGUUCAAAUCCAAUCAUGGCCCUACAAGAUUUUGAAUUCCCCUUUUUAUCUUAAAAAUAAAAACUUGCAAAUGAAAGACUGAUAUCUGUAAAAUUGAACUUAAAAUUGUGUGUAUUAGAAACCCAGCUAGUUCACUUAAUGUUCUUUUUUAGGAAGGAACUCUGCUACUAGUCAGGCCUGUAUUGGAGAUAAUUUAUUUCAAAAUGAAACUGAAUGUACAGUUAAGGAAAAUAGACUUGCAGAGCUACAGGAAGUUCUGGGACAGAGGGGUGCAUGAGAAGAGGUACCUGACUGACCAGUAAUGACUCAAUAUGACCCUGAUUUCUCAAAUGCCAUCUAACUUGGGUCAACAAGUCAGGUGGUUGUCUCUCUAUAUUGGAAUUCCAAUUCAAAACCUCCAGUGCUUCCAAGGUGGUCCAUUACCACCACUUCAAUCCACUAAGGGAAGGGAUGGACACUAAAUACAGCCUUGCCAGUAACAUACAAAUCCCAAAAGAUUUUUCCAAAAAUUGUACUUGUACUGGACAGUUACGACCUUUACUUGAGAAUGUACUUUCCUCCUUUAUAAAAAUACAGAUCUUCAGUAGGACUAGUUUUGAUUCACUGAUUUCCUCUCUCUAGGUUGAAAAUAUAUAUUGAAAUUGAUUUCCAACUUGUGCAUCUUUAAAUGGGAGAGAAUGGAUUAAUGAUUUCUUGUCCUCCAUUCCUCACCUUUGAGUGCAUUUCAUCUCCCCUCUCGUGUUGCCUCUCUAAAACUUUGGGUCAAAUGACUUUUUUAAUCCAAAAAUCAGUUAAUUCACCUUUACACUUGAGGAAGAGUGAAUAGUUAACUUGUCCUCAUUUUUAUACUUUUCAAUCUGUUGAAAAGUUUGAUCAGUUGUGACUUGGAGCUCUCCAUGUGGGAAACUGCCUGGACCUGGCUAGUAAUAUUUGCACUGCAACGGUGGAUUAUACAGCACCAGCAUAUUUCACCACUGUGCUAUUUGCAAACAUGUAUUUUCUUUUACUUUUCAUUGAUGAACAUAUCUUUUACAAUGGAUUUAUUUCCAGCCAUACUCACUGGAAAAUGUAACCCACCCAUUUGCAGAACAGAUUUCAAACAGAGGUUGGUCCCGAGAAAUAACGCACUGAAAUAAGAAUUACUUUUAACUCUAUAUUUGAUGCAAUUCCUCUGUUAUAUAGAUUUUGCACAAAAAGUGAUCUGUAUUAACUUAAAAUAUGGUACUGAUUUCUCCUCUUUAUUCUAUCAUGGGAUGUGUGUGUCACUGUCAAGGCUGACAUUUUUGUCCAUCCUUAAUUGCCCAUGAACUAAUUGACUUGCUAGAACAUUUCAGAGUCUACUACAUUGUUGUGGGUUUGGAUUCAGGCCAAUCUGCUUAAGGAUGGCAAACUUCCCUCUCUAAAAGACAGUUGUGAAAUGGGUCAUGAUUAUGAUUACUAAGACAAGCUUUUACUUCCACAUUUAUUAAUCAAAUUCAAAUUCCUUAAGCUGCUGUGUUAGGAUUUGAACCUGUGUCCCCACAGCAUUAGCUCAGGACUCUAGAUUACUAGUCUCAAGACAUUACUACUACAGCAACAUCUUGCUGAUCUCGUACUGUGACUUUUUGCCUCUUUAGGGUGCUGAUCAAAUUGCUGUGCAUUUUCAGCAAUUUGUUUCUUUUGUGAACAACUGUAUUUCCCUGUCCCAACUUCCUUGAAAUCACAAGCUUUCGGAGAGCUGCUCCUUUCUCAGAUCAGCGUGUGACCUGUGACAUUCUCCGCCCCAGUCAAACACUGGCAUCUUUGCAUCACAAUUUUCUUGGCCAGCCUUUGGUCCCUCUUUAAUCAUGCUACCGUGUAGCUACUCUACAAUUCCACCUUUAAUUCAAUUUGAACUUUCUAUCAGUACUAAUCACAGAAUUGUAAUGGUGCAGAAGUAAGUUGUUCAACCAUCAUUGUCUCUCUCUGAGCAAUUAAUGAUGCACUUCACAAUUCCUGUCCACCUAGUUAACAGAUGAUUAGAGUGGGGGAGGACUAGAGGGAGAAAGAGUGCACAGAAAAAUCUAACUGCCAAUUGGGAAAAAUGCUUGUCACUAAUAAUGUAAUUUGUAUUUGUAACAUACUCUGAUAAAUGUACACACUGCACUGUACUUGCACUAGUGUAACUGGGGCUUUCAACAGCAAUUUGUAUCUACUGACUAACUUGUACUGGAUGCCUUGCUUAAAAGGUCCUGACACUACAGUCUAACUUCUGGAUCAACAAAGUGUGGUGCUGACUGACAAAAAUAACUAUUUUGUAACUGAAAACAUGUAGGUUUGUGGACAGUAUUAUAUCUCUUAAAUAUAAUAGAAUAUUUUGAAGUAUAUGCUGUGCUAUUGAGACCAGUAUUCUGAAGUAGAAUUGCUUGUCAGUGACUGGAAUGAGAGUGUUCUGCUGAUGUAUGUUUUUUGUUUGAUUUAUUUAAGGAUAUAUGUGAUGUGAGCUGCAAUUUUUUCCUUUCUAGACAGCGCAGACUCUCUCAGGGACAAUAUGUCAAUGCAGUGUGUGUUUUUAAAAUUCGAAAACAAAAUAACAUCCAUAUUGAACAAAAAGCUUCUGAGGCUUUGGUGCAUAUUUAGUUUGACUGUUUUCCUGGUUUCUGUUCAUUACAAUGUCAGGGUGGAUAAUAAAAAAAGUAAUAUUUUUUACAAAGAAAAAAUUACUCUCAGCAUGAAGACUGCUUUCUUUCAAAUGAAGCAACUGAGUCUACUAUAAUAUUUUAAUUCUCCAUGCAUGGUGUUUUGAGAAUUCAGGUUUAAGGUGAAUGAUUUUAUCCAUUCUGUUGUAUGGAAGUGUAAUGAUCUCUUUAGUACUUGAACAUUUUCAAUGGACAAGCCUCUAUCUUUUGUUUUACACUAAGUUUUAAUUUAAUGCAGGGUCCUGUCUAAUUCACAAAAUACUUCAGUGUAUCCUGCAGCUGUUUCAUCUACUUGAGAAUCAAUCUUUUCGUGAAUUGUGAUCUUUAUAGGAAGCUAGUAAGUUCUCAAUUCCUUCUCAUUUAAGGAAUUUGAUUGUUUGAAUAGGUCUUGAUGUACAAUAUUAAGUGCUUUGUGUGUCACAUUAGAAAAAUAUUCUUAACCUGGACUCUUAAAGCAAUACUCUUCUGGGGAAAUUCAGUGAACAUACGAAUGGCAUUCCCUGCUACGCUCCCACCCCCUCUCCAAAUUGCGGGUCUGCAAUGCUGUCUUGAUAUUCAAAUAGUUAGACCAUUAAAUUUUUAAAAGCAAAAAAAAACCCGCUGAAUUUCAGAAGCAGAAUGUAUUUCUAAAUCUGAGAUUAUGGCAUGGAAAUAGUACGUUUUAAUCCAUCAUGUUUAUCCUCGCGUUUUCUCCAGAUGGGCUACCUUGUUUAAUCCCAGUCUCUUACUUGCUCUAAGUCAAUAUUUUCCCAAGGAAAUCUGCAUAAUAUUCUUCCUCUCUGUUUCUCUCAUUAAUGUUGCCCAGCUCUAGCUUUAGAAAAUAAAGGUUGCAGUUCUGUUCCGUACACACCACCUGCUGGACGUUCAACAUCAUUGCCAGACUAUAUUUACAGCAUAUUAGGAUGAAACACCGUACUAAACGAUGGUGUCAUUUUUGUAAAUUUUGUUGUCGUAUUAUAAAUAAUUUUGCAUAUUCUACUGAGCAGCUAUAGUGAUCAAGCCACAUUUUUGUAAUAACACAAGGUGAUAACUGGUUCCUUUGUUCUAAUUACAAUUCCCAGUGUAUACUGUAGUGUUACAAGAUAAUAUGUAAAAUAUUUAAUUAGAAAAAACUGCUUGUUUUCAUCAGUAACUUACCUCUCAUCAUGUAUUGAAUUGACUGUGUAUGUGCCUUCCACUUUGGAGAUGGUUUGAUGGGUUUUUAAAUUGUGUACGUAUAUUUAAAAAAAGAAAUGGGAGACUUGAGUAGCAACAGUAAAGUCCUAUGCAAAAAGAGGCAGCUUGUUUUUCUUUUUAGUCUUUAAUUUUUUAAUUCUUGGAAGUGUGAAAUUUAUAACUGGACUAUGGGUGUGGUAAUAGUGCUUACAUUAAUACUAUUGUAGCCACUUGAUGACUGUGGGAAUUUCAUUAUUUUCAUAAAAGUUCACUUUUUCCAAAAGUGUCGUCCUGAGUCUUUCACUUUCAAGAUUAAUAGUGUAGAAUUGCUUGAGUUUUAUAAUUCUCAUACCGUCCCAAAAUGCUUGAAAUUCCAAGUCUAAUGACUAAAAUGAUAGCUGUCGCUAUCAUACUGAAGAUUAAUGGAAAUCAUUUGUGAAAUUUGGGCAAGGGCAGCUCCAUUGGGCAUACUAUCUCUUUUUAAUGAUUCUGCUGCGGUCCUAUUGCUCCCCUUGAGUCACAAGGUGUGUGCUGCUUAUUUUACAUUACAGGAGGCCAUUUAGCAUUUUAUGCAAAUGGUGUACUCCUAUGGUACAGUGGUAUAGACCCAUCUCUGAGCAAGGAGGUGCAGGUUCAAGUUACAACUGCUUCAGAAGUGUGCCAUAACCCGUCUGAACAAGCUGAUUCAAGAUAUUCACAUUAAGACAGUGUUCCCAACACUAGCUACAUGAAAUCAUGCUAAUUAUGUGCAAACUCUUGCACAUUCUGAAUGAUGACAAGACCUUUUUUUACAGGUGGCAGUAGGGAUAUCUUUUGCUGACAGUUCAAGUUAAUUUGGAUUUAGUAUUUGUAACAUAUGCUUUACAAUGCAAAGCAGUUUCCUAGUCUGGGUUGAACGACUUGGUCAUAACAUGUGGCAGCUCUCCAGAGUAACCCGUUUAGGUCCCAACCCCUUGGCUGCCUAUCUAAUUUUCCUUCUGAAUGCAUUGAUCAUUUCUGCUUCCAUCACCCUAUUAGGCUGUAAUCCCUGUUGGUGAAUAGACAGCACAGCACUACAUUACCCUGAUGGCUCUUUUUUAACUGGUCCGAACACCUCCCCCCACCCCGCCACUGCUUCUGAUGUGUGAACCUACACCUCAAGCACAUCUUCCUCCUUUUCCCUUACCUUGUUUCCCUGUACUUGUUAACCAUUUAAAUUUCAUUCAGGAUUCUCUCCCUCCUUUUUGUUUCAGUCACAAUGGGGCCAAUGGCCUCCUAUAGUGUGAAUGGUUUAACUUUUCUCCAAAGCGUUCUACCUCCUGCUUAGCAGGAAAAGAUUCCAGUAAAUCUAGAGACCACCCACUUUUCCACCUGCUCACUAAUAUUUGAAUUUCCUCCUGCUCUAUACUCUGAUCUUUCAAAUCUUCCAUCAUGACAAAGUCCACUUUCAGUCUAUGCUCUUAUUAACAAUCAAUGCUCUGAGCAACAUGUUCACCAAUAACCUGCUCAUAAAUGCUCAGUUUGGGUUUUACUAGGAUGUCUUGGCUCCAGUCAACCAGGAGCAUACUACUGUUAUGGAAACUUAAAAUAAGCAAAAUACUGGCAAAAUUCAGGUUUGGCAGCAAUACUGCAGAGAGACACUUCUGGAGGACUAACUUUUCUGUCAUUCAACCACCUUCAUCUUCCACCUUUCACAGAUUUGACUUUGUCCCACCCAAAGUUAUCAUUUGACUGUUCUCUAUUCUGAUGGAAGAUCACAGACCUGAAAUGCUCUACACAGCUGCUGCCUAACCUGCAUUUUCUUUUUGCAACAUUUUUGUGUGUUAGGUUCCUUAUUGAGAUAUAGGAAUGAUGCACAAGAAAUAUGUGGGGGUAGGGGGGAAUGGGCAAGUUUGUACAGGAUGCCAAGAAUGGUGGCUGAUUAACAGUGAGUUACAGGAAGAUGCAGACAUCUUGGUCAGAUCGGCAAAUCAGUGAUAGAUGGCAUUUAACCCUGAAAAGUGUGAAGUGAUGCACUUUUCCCCAAAAGUGCAAUGAUUAGGGAAUACUUGAUGCAUGGCAGAACACAAGGAAACUCAGGAACAGGGGGAAUCUUGGGUUGCUUGUUCACAGAUCCCUCAAGGUUAAUAAAGGCAAGUGGCCCAUAUUGUUGCCUUGCCUACCUUUAUCAGUCAAGGCACCAAUUCUAAGAGCAGUGAGGUUCUGUUGGAGCUGUAUAAGAUUUUGGUUAGGGCACAGCUAGAGUACCAUGUGUAGUUCUGGUCACCACCCUAAUAGAAGGAUAUGAUUGCACUGGAGGGGAUACAAAGGAGAUUCACCAGGAUGUUGACUGGGAUAAAGCACCUUAACUAUGAAUAAGCAGGAAAAGCUUGAGUUGUUUUCUUUAAAGCAGAGAGUGUUGACCUGAUCGAGAUGCAUAGGAUUAAGAGGGGCUUAGACAGUGAAUAGAGGCAGCUGAAAGAUCAAUAACAAGGAUGUAUAAUUUUAAGGUGACAAGCAGGAGGUUUAGAGAUGACUUGAGGAAUUUUUCACCCGGAGGGUUGUGGAAAUCUGGAAUGCGCUGCCUGCGAGGGGACUUGAGGCAGGAAAUCACUCAACCUUUUAAAAAAAUAAAUGAGUACUUGAAAUGUCAUAACAUUCAAUGUUAUGGGCCUAGUAGGACUAGUGUAGAUUUUAGUAGUUUCUGUUGGGCUGAAGGGCCUCUUCUGUGCUCUGA
Rhincodon typus (whale shark) is the source of this 9485-nucleotide messenger RNA. It is a transcript of the gene tp53inp2b, whose product is annotated as tumor protein p53-inducible nuclear protein 1. The transcript is spliced from 4 exons. Gene Ontology annotation, cellular component: nucleus; autophagosome. The record is from RefSeq and is a predicted model, not a curated record. NCBI's taxonomy places the organism in Eukaryota, Metazoa, Chordata, Chondrichthyes, Orectolobiformes, Rhincodontidae. Gene Ontology annotation, biological process: positive regulation of DNA-templated transcription; autophagosome assembly. The coding region runs from base 486 to 1202 and encodes 238 amino acids.